Striga asiatica is the source of this 1038-nucleotide messenger RNA. The record is from the annotation of a GenBank genome assembly. Lineage: Eukaryota; Viridiplantae; Streptophyta; Magnoliopsida; Lamiales; Orobanchaceae.
GUCGACCAACAGCAAAGCAGACACACCGUUUUAUCUCGUUUUCAUCGCCGCUGCUAUUUCAUUUGCUCCGAUCUUCACAACCAAACCCUGAGACUUUCUCUUUUUACCUCCUCAUUUUUCGCAAUGGCAGCGGCGUUUGGAGCUGCGACCGCGUUGGUGGCGGCCGAGAAUACCAACGCUUAUUUGCCGAUUCGCCGCCGGCAUUUACCUCAUACCUCCCAUUCGAACAAGGUGACCCUCCGCCUAUCCACCAGGCCCGGCCUCCGCAUCUACUCCAAGACCGUUCAGCCUGGCCGGAACUCUUCUGCCGUGGUAAGAGCUCAGCUGAAUGAGGUACCUUUUUACUCGUCACUUUCGAUCAAACAACUAUUUUGGAAUUUUCAUUCCUUUGUGGAAAAGCUUUUGGAGCCAUCUGUUGCAUUUAAGGUUGCUGUAGAUGGGUCGCCGGAAAAUGCUGUACAAGCAGAGGGAACUCUUUCGGAAGCCAAGCUGUCAAAUGAGCCAGCUUUGGCAUCAGAAGAAUCACUCUCAGAAUUUAUGAAUCAAGUUGCCAGCCUUGUCAAAAUGGUUGAUUCUAAGGACAUUGUGGAACUGCAACUGAAACAACUUGAUUGUGAAAUCUUAAUACGUAAAAAGGAGGCCUUGCCACCGCCACCUGUUCAAUACGUUCAGGCACAGCCUAAGACUCAGACUGUGAUUACGCCUCCAGUCCCAGUCCCUACAGUGUCUACAGUUCCAACUGCAGCUCCUUCUCCUAAACCAACACCAGCACUUGCACCUCAAGCACUCAAGUCAUCUUGUCCACCUUUUAAAUGCCCCAUGGCAGGAUCCUUCUACCGCAGUCCAGCACCUGGUGAACCGCCAUUUGUCAAGAUUGGGGAUACCGUUAAGAAGGGACAGGUCCUCUGCAUCAUCGAGGCCAUGAAAUUGAUGAAUGAUAUUGAAGCUGAUCAAUCUGGUACAUUAGUUGAGAUCCUAGUAGAAGAUGGGAAGCCUGUCACUGUUGGCACCAUGCCGUUGAAAGGAAACGUAUGGUAG